Molecule: messenger RNA, 2948 nt
Organism: Sclerotinia trifoliorum
Lineage: Eukaryota; Fungi; Ascomycota; Leotiomycetes; Helotiales; Sclerotiniaceae
Source: the annotation of a GenBank genome assembly
CAUUAUUCGACCUGAGUCCCUUUACUCAUUCGCUUCACUCUUCAACAACCAUCGCUCCGAUAAUUCUUCGAUUCCGGUCAAAGGUACGCUGCCACCAUUCGAUAACCUCUUUGGCCACCGUUGGCUUUAUCAUUACUUUCGACGGCAUUUUCGAUAAUGCAUGAGGUCCAAUCGUGCGACGUCGUUUCCGCAACUUUAUUCCAAUUCAGCACAACCCUCUCAACCCGGGCGACUCUCCCCAUCGAAGAGUGUCGUCCAUAGAUUUUGAUAUGAUUAAUCAAUUACGAAGAACUUCAACUCUACGACCUAUUGGGAUAAGGGACCAAACGUAGGGGAAGAGAUGGAACCAGCUCACAUCACCGAAUUCGCUUCAGAGCGGUACUUUAGUAAAUUACGACAGAUUAAUGAGAAUGACCAUGGAUCGACUUCAGCUUCGCCAUCCACCACGGGAAUUACAUUCAAUGCACAAAUUGGUCCUUCGACGCUUCCUACCAUUAACCAUGAGCCAUCGCCAUUGGAAGCAGCUACAUUCAAUCUACCAUCAAGGCAACGAAAUGCGAAUCAUGAGAAUUUGGUUUUAAGACCUAGCGAUCAAAGGAAACGUUCACUCGGACACGAUCUCACUUCAUUACGAACACAACGUCGUCCAAGUUUCAGUGGUUCGUUAGGUGCCUUAAGAUCAAAAGUUAACAUCACGCACAAAGCUCCAUCAAUUGUCGAAACUCACCAGGGAUUAAUUGUGGAAAGGAUUGAAAGACAAAGGUAACCUUGGAGGAGCCAUGUUUCUCUCAUGAAUGUUGGAUGAGUUGCUAAUCUUUCAUAGUGUCACACUCUCUGAUCUCUUCCUGGCACUCCCAAACGAAUUACAGGCUCAAAUCAUCGCACCUCUACCAAUCCAUACAAUACUUGACCUACGACAAGUUUCCAGAUCAUUUCAUGCUUUAGUUACAUUGAAUGAAGCACCGAUCGCCAGAUAUCAUGCAGCACAUACAUUACCCGAUUAUACCAUACGAUUAUAUCCUCUACCGGAACCUAGGAAUCUGAAUUUACAUUACUUGGGUGGAAUAUGGCAUCGAUUACAUGUGGCAUCGAAAUUAUCUACCAUGAUCUCUCUACAAGCUCGAAAGGAGAUAUUCUUAAGGACAACUGAAGCUCAAAAGGCAGAAUUCCAACCACAACAUGAACGAAUGCGUCAACGAUUAAUCCCACUCGUCUUCACAAUCUUUCAUUUCUUCGAAACUUACCGAAAUAUAUACGCUCAACACCUUGCAAGACGUGGGGCACCUUUAACACGAUUACCAUAUACGCUUAACCCAUUCGAAUCUUAUGUCAUGAGUAUGUAUGAUGAUAGAACAUUAUUACAUGUUCAUCAAGUAUUUCCUUUGGUCAUGUCAUCAUUUUCGCGUCGAUUAAGGCCUCCUUCGUAUGUUGGAAGAGUGGAAAGAUCAAUCAGAGGUUACUUGAAGGACCGACCACCCGAUGAAGUUUAUGCGACCAUCUUGACCGUAGGAGGAUUAAGACAAGCUCAAAGAUUUUGGGAAACGAAAGGAUAUAAUGCGAGGAGAGCAGCUGUCGAUCAAUGGUAUGGGUUUUUACAAAGUAGUCGCUUGCCUAUUGUCGAACCUAAUGCCGUUACACCAAAAUCCAAGAUGUCAAAAUUUACUCAUCUGGGAAGAAAGAAGGCUCCACAACUUAUGGCUCAACAUCCACUAGACAACUCGGGUCAUGAUUCUUCAAGAUGCAAUGAAUGGUUUUGUGUUAAACCUAAUUGUAUAGCCGCCAGACGGAAUACAUCAGACGACAGUAUGGUAGGGAGAACUAGUCUUUCAGCAGGUCCACCGAUGCGUCCAUUAGGAAGAGAAGAACUUAGGUUGUUGAUGGAAAAUAUCCCCGAUUUACAUGAUAUUUGGGCCAAAACAGCUGAAGCUACCAUUCUUGAGAGAGGAAUUGUGGAUAGACCUGAGAGAAUUAAGAAAAAUAGUUUGGUUUUACUUGAUUUAAUCAAGGAGGAUGGAAGAGAUGAAAUGGAAGGAUGGGAAUCAGGAAGAACUGGAGGAAAUGCAGCGGAUGGAUCUGAAGUUAUUGAUGCAGGAGCCGUUUCGGAUUGAUAAGUCGUUGUUUUUGGAGAGGAGUUAUUUUACCUGCACCUGAAAGCACGAUGAUUAUUAUCGUGUGUUUAAAAGUGAUUCGCGCAUCAUUGAUGAUGGAUGCGAUGCGAUGCGAUGCGAUGCAUUUUUAUGAAGAUGAGAAGUGAUGGGAAGUAAUUAUUCGAGGUUGGCGAUUCAAAGAUGAAAAGCGUGAGGGAAAGGAAGGGAAUGCAUUAACGGCGUUUUUGAGCGAUACCUUUUAUUUCAGGUGUACGUACCUAUGUCAUGAAUGGAUGACUAGGUUUGGGGUUCUUGGGGUCCUUGGGGUUCAUGGCGUUUUCUUGGUUGGAAGGGGAGUUUGAAUUAAGAUAUAGGGAUGGAUGGUAUGAAUGAAUGGUAUCGAUGCCUUAUUGACUCGGAAGCAUGGUGUUUGUGUUUAUAUUGAUUUGAUUAAGUGUAUGGGCCUGGUUUGGCCUUGUCGCUACUUGGGGAUUGGAUUUAUUGGGAGGGUGGAAUUAAGGGGAUGAUGAUGGAUGGGUAAGGGGGGUAGUAAGGUGGUUGGUUACAUAUUUAUAUGGAUCGGAGGAAGGAAUGGAUGGACGGGUGAAUGGAAAGGGGAUGGAUGGUUAUGGGUUUGUGGGUUAAGUUAUAGAUUAUUUAUUGUGUUUUAUGUUUUUGUUUAUGUUCAUGGGAAUGUGUGUUGGGAGUGGAAGUGGAGUGGGAGCACAGUGGGAGCGAAAACUGGUUUUUUGUAUCUAUGCUGGGGGUGGGUGAGGAAUGAGAUGGUGGAUUUGGAUUGAAGAUGAAGAAUGAAUCCAUGAAGGAAUUCAUUGAAUGCAAUAAUAAUCUUAUUUUCUCUCG